Molecule: messenger RNA, 4752 nt
Organism: Trichoderma breve
Lineage: Eukaryota; Fungi; Ascomycota; Sordariomycetes; Hypocreales; Hypocreaceae
Product: copper amine oxidase, enzyme domain-containing protein
Exons: 15
Coding region: 1-4752 (1583 amino acids)
Biological process (GO): GABA catabolic process; amine metabolic process
Molecular function (GO): quinone binding; succinate-semialdehyde dehydrogenase (NAD+) activity; copper ion binding
Source: RefSeq, a predicted model, not a curated record
AUGGCAUCCAAGCUCAAAAACAAGAGUUUGUUCAAGGAAGCUUGUUUUGUCAAUGGCGACUUCAUUUCAGCCAAAGCGGGCAACGUCUUCACUGUUACUGAUCCUGCAACUCAGAAGAUUAUCGGCAAAUGUCCAGAGUUUUCUCAAGCCGAUACCGAGAAAGCCAUCGAGGCCGCAGCUUCAGCUUUUCCCGCCUUCAAAACCUUGACAGGCCGCGAGAGAGCCCGGUUAUUGCGAAAAUGGCUUCAGUUAAUCAUUGAUAACAUCGAUGACCUCGCCUUUUUGUUGACAUUGGAAAAUGGUAAAACAAUAGCAGAAGCAAAGGGAGAAAUUAAUUUUGCUGCAAGCUUCGUGGAAUAUUACAGCGAGGAAGCAGUCCGUAUCUAUGGAGAUACUAUUCCAGCUUCUGUGGAUGGAAAGAAGAUUCUGACUUUGAAGGAACCCGUUGGUGUCUGUGCAUUAAUCACUCCAUGGAAUUUCCCCUCCGCUAUGAUCACUCGAAAAGCGGCACCUGCCCUUGCUGCAGGUUGCACGGUCAUCAUCAAGGCCCCUGGAGAGACUCCAUUCAGUGGAUUGGCUCUCGCUGAGUUGGCUAGACAGGCUGGCUUUCCCAAAGGCGUCAUCAACGUCAUCACAGCUUUGGAUAACACCGUUGAGGUGGGCAAUACUCUAACGCACUCCCCGCUGGUACAGAAAGUUUCAUUCACUGGAUCAACCGCAGUUGGAAAGCUUUUAAUGGAGCAAGCCUCUUCAACGAUGAAGAGGGUCAGUUUUGAGCUUGGAGGAAAUGCACCCUUGAUUGUUUUCAAUGACGCAGAUGUGGAUCAAGCGGUUGAAGAAGCAAUCUCCAGCAAAUUUAGAAGUUCAGGGCAAUCAUGCGUCUGUGCAAAUAGGCUGUAUGUGCACGAGAGCAUUCACGACGAAUUCGUCCGUAAAUAUGCAGCGGUUGUGCGGCGAUUCAAAGUGGGCUCCGGAUUAGACGACUCCGUUUCUCACGGUCCAUUGAUCCAUGAGCGUGCAGCCCAAAAGGUUCAUUCUCACGUUCUCGAUGCUGUUGGGAAAGGGGCAAAGGUCAUCGUGGGAGGCGCCCUGGUCCCGAGUCUCGGCCAGAGCUUCUAUUUGCCUACCGUCUUAACUGGUAUGAAAGCCAAUAUGCUGCUUGCUCAAGAAGAGACAUUUGGGCCUGUUGCUGGGAUAUUUUCGUUCAAUUCUGACCAGCAAGUCGUUUCUCUUGCGAAUGAUUCUGAUGUAGGCCUUGCCGCCUACUUAUUCGGGAAGGAUGUUUCCCGACUCUGGAGAGUGGCGGAGGCAUUGCAAGUGGGAAUGGUAGGGAUCAACACUGGCAUCAUCAGCGAUAAUGCCGCCCCGUGGACGGGAGUCAAACAAAGCGGAAUUGGCAGAGAAGGAGGAAAAUAUGUCCUCCGUGAUAACGCUGCCGCCACAAAAAAACGGUGUGAUGAAGCUUUCAGCCCCGUAACCAAUCGGUGUGGGAAUUGCUCCCGGCUUGGCUUAACUUGCCGCGUUGCCCGGACUCGUCUUGAAACGGUAGAGCAGGGCGGUCUUAUCCGUGAGCAAAUCCGUGAUGGCGUCAACUCUACCUCGGACCUAUCAGCUCCUACACCUCCUUUGCAAUCUCCGAGUGACAAAGCGGGCUUGCCAUUAGCCGAGGAUCUGGGUCUGACCAAGCUUGUCGAUGACGAAGAUUUAUCGGGUCAUGGACCUGUUCUUGCUCGGGGGAAAACCCCCAGAGACUCGCAGACGGUGGAUGAGAUCGAGAUACUAUCUCCGAAAACCGAUGCAGGUCAUGAAAGCCCGGCUCACUUCUCCUUCUUCCCAUACGUGCUGGAGCAAGGACAGUCGUCCCACAUAGACUACUAUCGAAGUAAUGUAAUCUCAGCUACUUCCAUCAUCUUGGAUGAGGAUACGGGCCUUCAUCAGUUGAUUCCAAAGGCGUUUAGCGCCAAACACCUGAUGAGCGCUUUGCUUGCCUAUUCCAUGGCACACCGAGCACAAAUACCUGGCGACGUAGCUUUGGCUGAAUCUUAUCGUCAGCAAGCUACUACGCAAUAUGGAAAGGCGAUCAUAGCCCUUCGAUCGGCCUUGAGCCGCAAAGACGAUGACUUUGAAAGUCUCAUCACAUCUACUCUUCUUCUUGCGGCAACUGAGACUACCAUGGGCGGAGUAUCAGACUGGUAUAACCACUGCAUAGGAGCAAAUCAGCUUGUGCGGGCCUUUACGACGAACAUUAAUGUGGAACAUGUCGCGUAUCAUCGGUUUCUCAUCCGCUAUCUUAUGUAUCACGACGUUCUUGGCGCGGUUACCAUGCGCCAGGCCCCUAUCCUCGACUCAUCGUUCUACAAGCGAGAGAUUACGGGACUGGCUUCUGACUCUACGCAUCCUAUGGUGGGUGCAAACGCCAAAAUAUUAUCUCUGAUGGCCAAAGUGUGCCAACUACAUGAAGAGGCUAUGAAAGAGAGGGCCAAGUCAGAGGAAGAUGGUCUUAACCUUGCGCUGAUUUAUGGCAAUGGCGCGGACAUUGAGCAACGACUGAUAUCUUUCAAGCUUCCUCCAUCUCUCCCGCUUCUAUUAUGCUUCGUUACGGAGGCAUAUCGCAGCUCUGCGUUGCUCUAUCUAUACCAAGUAUUGGAUGAAAUUGAAGAAAUACGCGACAUGGCAUCUGCAUCAAGCUGCUGUCAUAACGGCGAUGACCGUGGUGGCUCGUCUGAACUACCUGCGCCGGAACAACGCCCGCUGGGAUCUAUUUUACCAGAGGAGAUUAGACAGACAUCGUCUCUUAUACGGGCGCAGUUCACUCCCGGUACUGCCUUUGCGUUUCGAGUGAUAUCUCUCGUCGAGCCACGAAAGUCGGAGCUGAAGCCGCAUCUCGAAGCGCUGCGCCGCGGUAUCAGUCGUCCCGACACACCCUUUCCUGCCAGAAUCACCUUUGCACACUAUUAUGUCGCGGGCCCGAAGGAUUUCUACCGAGCCUAUGUCGAUGUGUCGGGAAAUUCGGCGAAGCUGAUAGUCAAUGAGAAGCUCGAUGCGAAGAGACACGCAAUCUCCGAUCCGGCAGAGAUGAUGCGCGCCGAGAAAGCCUGCCUCAAUGAUCCGCUCAUCGUCAAGCAAAUUAGCCAGCUUUCGCUGCCAUCGGGUAGCCAAGUCAUGAUUGAUCCGUGGACCUACGCCACAGAUGAGAAGCUUGACGUGGAGAAGAGAACUCUUAUUUGCUAUUUCUAUCUCAAGGGCAAUGCUUCUGAGGUUGAUGCAAACCACUACGCCUAUCCACUGGAUUUUUACUGUCACUUUGACAUGGUCAAUCUCAAAGUGGUCAAGCUCUUUCGACUGCCAAAGAAGGAUUUUGAGCACGAAGUCGAAAUUAAGCAGAACGAAGUGCAGUCUGCAGCAGCUGCUCCGUGGGGGACAGUGUCUCUUGAUCGCCAAAACGAGUAUCAUCCAGAUUUAAGAUCAGGCCCGAAGAAAAUCCCAACUCCUCUGCGUGUUGUGCAGCCGGAUGGCCCUUCGUUCCGUAUUACGGGUAACGUGGUGGAAUGGAUGGGUUGGAAGUUCCAUGUAGGAUUCAACUAUCGCGAAGGCAUGACUUUGCAUAACAUUACCCUCGAUGGACGCAAUACCUUUUAUCGCCUAGCACUCUCAGAAAUGUUUGUUCCAUAUGCCGACCCCAGAGCGCCUUACCAUAGAAAGGCUGCCUUCGAUCUCGGAAGCAACGGUGCUGGUGUCUGUGCAAACAAUCUUGCACUGGGUUGCGAUUGUCUGGGCUUGAUCAAAUACUUUGAUGCUCAUCUGACCGACAUUAAUGGCAAUCCUCGGGUGAUGAAAAACGUCAUCUGCUGCCACGAAGUCGACGAUGGCUUGCUAUGGAAGCACCUCAACUUUAGAACCCAAAAGGCCGCGCUCGUUCGCUCUCGGACUCUCGUUUUGCAAAGCAUUAUCACAGUAUCGAAUUACGAGUACAUUCUUGCAUUCAUCUUUGAUACAGCUGGUGCCAUUCAUUACGAAGUUCGCGCCACCGGAAUUGUAUCUACGGUGCCCAUUGAACAAGGAGUCAAAUCUAGCGCCCAUGGAACUGUUGUGGCUGAUGGUGCAAUGGCGCCGUACCACCAGCACUUUUUCAAUCUCAGAAUUGACCCUGCCAUCGACGGCCAUGAGAAUUCCGUCGUUGUGGAAGAGACGGUUCCUCUUCCAAUCAACGAGGGCAACCCUCAGGGCAUAGGAUACCACGUGAAGCAGGAAGUGAUAGAAAAAGAAGGAUUUGCUGAUAUCGACCCUCUGAAAAACCGAGUCUUCAAGAUCAUCAACCCAUCCAGCCGCAACCCCGUCAAUGACAAGCCAGUUGCAUACGCCGUGGUUCCUUUCAAUAGCCAGCUCAUACUUGCCAACCCCAACUCAUUUCACGCACGACGAUCCGAAUUCGCCCUACACAGCAUGUGGUUUACCAAGUACCACGACGACGAGCUUUACGCGUCUGGCGAAUGGACAAACCAAUCUGCAGGGGACGAGGGCAUAUUGACCUGGAUCAAGGGCAGGAAUGAAGAGAUCGACAACGGCGAUGUUGUCGUAUGGCAUACCUUCGGCACUACUCACAACCCUCGCGUGGAGGAUUGGCCCGUCAUGCCUGUUGACAAGCUUCAGGUCACACUGAAGCCGGUAAACUUCUUCCCGCGCAACCCGGCUAUUGACUUGCCCAUGAGCACUCAGAAAGAUAACGAUUCCAAGUUGUACAGCCGAAUGUAA